AUGGAUGACCACAGCACUCCGGCGUGUCCAUUCUGUCCCUUCGCGGACCGAGAUGCAACCUUUGUGGCACAGCACAUCGAAUACUGUCACCCAGAGGGCGGGGGUCAGCCAUCGUUCUCUCGCGACACUCAUGCAAUCGGAAACGCCAGUCCGGUACCAGAAUCCUCCCCAGUGGACGAGGAGUCCACGGAUAAAUAUGUCGACUGUCCGCAUGAGUGUGGUGAGGUUGUCACGACGGCGGAAUUGUCCAUACACCUUGAUUUACAUGUCGCCGAGAACAUCGCGCUGGAUGAUAGCGGGGUAUCCCAAAGCGACUUCGCUAGAGACGUUUCUAGUGAGCCUGACAUAUCUUCUGAUUUGGAAGACUCUGUGGAUUUCAACGAAUCACGGAAAGGCGGCAAAAAAGGCGCAGAUCGAGACUUUACUCGCACAAAUACUUCUAAGCCGGCACGAGCGCGCAGUCCCGUGGGGAAAGUCGGUUCGAACGGUGCAAAACGGCUUGGACGCUCAGAGUUGGGGCCUCAUGCCCAUGAAAAGAAAAUGCCUUCGUGGUUGAGGAAAAUGCUCGAAAAGGGAGGCCGCACUUCCAAACAAACUCAGAUCACAGCAGACGGUCGACUCGCUCGACGUACUACGGUGGAGAAUGAAACAGAGAACCUCAUACCUGUUAUUGCCAAGCUUUGCGAGCAGGACCCGUCCUCUCGUCGCGUUUUCUUGUGCAGCUCCAAGGUCCGCCAUAUUUGCAAGAUGCCUCGAGAAGGUGGAUUCUGCGGGUAUCGAAAUAUUCAGAUGCUUGUCUCAUAUAUCACCAAAGCCAAGGCCAUUGGGCAUGAGCAUUUUCCGGAGGGGUUGCCCACAAUUCUCCAGCUGCAGGACAUGAUUGAGCUUGCUUGGGACAGGGGUUUUAAUAGCUCUGGGCGAACUGAGACGGGUGGUAUCAGAGGAACACGGAAGUUCAUCGGUACUCCAGAGGCACAAGCGCUAUUUAUGAGUCUUGAUAUCCCGUGCGAUGCCAGCAGUAUCACCGAGGCGAGAGAUAGGAGAGCCUAUGAUGCACUAUAUAUGGACGUAGCGGCCUACUACCAUUCAGUGUGUUCACUAGACGACCCUAGGAAAGUUUUCAUGACCGAUCUCCCCCCGAUAUAUUUCCAGCAUCAAGGUCACUCUAUGAGUAUUAUCGGCUUCGAGAUUCGCGACAAUGGCAGCGCCAACCUGCUAGUUUUCGAUCCCAUGUUCAAGACUUCCCCGGUCAUGUAUCGCCUCAUUGGGUCAUCUGCAAGAUCAGAUCACCCUGCUCGCCUACUUAAGGCGUAUCGUCGGGGCUCUUCAUAUCUUCAAAAGUAUAAGAUGUUCGAACUCCUCAAGAAAAUAUCCGUCGCGAUGGGGAAGCGCGCCAAUCCGAACAUUAUCGUCACCGGAACCCCCGGCGUGGGCAAGACAGUGCACUGCGAAAAGUUGGCGGAGGAUCUAGGCCUGAAGCACCUCUCCGUCAACCAGGUUGCUAAGGAGCGAAACUGCUUUGACGGCAAGGAUAAGAAGCGAGGGAGUGAUAUCGUUGAUGAAGAUAAGCUACUCGACGCUAUCGAACACGAGGUCCUCUUGGGCGGCUAUCUGAUCGACUGGCACGCUUGCGACCUGUUCCCGAAAUCUUGGAUCGAUCUUGUCGUUGUUCUACGUUGCCCAGAGACGACAACCCUCUACGAUCGUCUUGCCUCUCGUGGCUAUGCCCCAAAUAAGCUUGAGGAGAACAUAGAUGCCGAAAUCUUUGGUGUUCUCAUGGACGAAGCCCGCGAAGCUUUCGACGAGGAAAUUGUUGUAGAGUUGAACAGUGAGAAGGAUAGUGACGUUGAGAGCAAUUGCGACCGAAUCGCCGCCUGGGUCAAUGCGUGGUGGAAGCAGAAUGCUGAGGAUGCAGACGAUGAUGACGAAGAAUGA
Messenger RNA from Penicillium argentinense, 1935 nucleotides. RefSeq lists its product as uncharacterized. Gene Ontology annotation, molecular function: AMP kinase activity; ATP binding; ATP hydrolysis activity. The record is from RefSeq and is a predicted model, not a curated record. NCBI's taxonomy places the organism in Eukaryota, Fungi, Ascomycota, Eurotiomycetes, Eurotiales, Aspergillaceae. Gene Ontology annotation, cellular component: nucleus; cytoplasm. Bases 1 to 1935 code for a protein of 644 amino acids. The transcript has 8 exons.